UAUGGCAUGUUCCUUUGCAGAGGAGACCUAAACAGAACAUCUUGUUCAGAGUGUGUCAAUGCCACAACGUUAGAAAUCUAUGAAUCCUGCUUUUAUCGUAAAACAGCUUUGGUAAUCUCUAACGAGUGUAUAGUUCGGUACUCGAACACUUCUUUCUUCACGCUCGUAGAGGAUGUUCCUAAUACCGCUAGAUACUCUCCGGACAGUUCUUUGGAUUCUCCGCAAUUUUUCAAUCGAACACUUCCUGAAAAACUAGACGAACUUAUCCUCAGAGCAUCCUUGUCUUCGUCGUUACCAGUUCCAUAUUUUGUGGAGGAUAGAGAACAUGUGACUCAGUUGGAAGGUUCGUAUGAUUUACAUGCAAUGGUCCAGUGUAGUCCUGAUCUUGAUCCAAGAAACUGCACCGUCUGCUUGAACCUUGCGGUCCAAAGACUCUCGGAGUGUUGCAGCCAU
Molecule: messenger RNA, 453 nt
Organism: Camelina sativa (false flax)
Lineage: Eukaryota; Viridiplantae; Streptophyta; Magnoliopsida; Brassicales; Brassicaceae
Source: RefSeq, a predicted model, not a curated record